UUUUUAAAGUGAGUUUUAGUGUAACUGUUAGUUUUUACUACAAAAUAAAACACCAACACAUUAAAUUAUUUAACUGUUACAGAUCAUACAUGUGAUUACCUUAACUACUUUAUGUUCUGGAGCUCCACCCUCACACCCACAAGCAAAAUCUAAUGAAGCUACUUAUUCACAUAGUUUUGUAAGGGAAGAUGUCCCUUUAUCUUAUAAGUACAGUGCGACACAUCAUUACACUCCAAAGAGGGCAGAAGACACUCUUAAAAUACAAGAGGAUACUCUAAAGAGGAAUGAAGACUUUCCAAAGAGACAAGAGGUAUCAUAUCACGUUCAUUCAGCGAAUAACUCACCAUUCAAGCCGUUGAGUAACAGAACAAUCCAAUUCGCUCCAGUUAACCAUCCAAUUCUUCAAUCUUCAAAUUCAGGAGAAAACACGUAUCCGUCAACGCCCGUCUUGUAUACUUCAAUUAUUUCUAACCCAGUUACUGAAUACGGAAAAAUUGAACUUACUGAAAAUUCAGGUGAAUCAACCUUGCAUCUGGAACCAAGACGUAUUCCCAACAAGGUGAAGAACAUUAGUCCUAGUACCUAUAAGCCCCAUAUAAACCAUGAUGUUAAAAUGUUGCAUUCCCAUCAUUCGCAUCUCCGACCAAAGGUCUACAAGACUUUGCACACACAACCGCUGGCAACAACGGCAGCAACACCAACAUUUGAAAUGGCUGACUUGCACCAUUUGGCAAUUUUCCAUCAACUUCAGCGGCAACUGGAUGAGCAGUCUAAGUACAUCGCCCCAACAACUACUACUGAGAAUCCAAAACUUUCUCAUGUGCUUAAUCUUGGCGUCAGAAUUCUACCAAAACAGGGGAUCCCCUUCGUCACAAAUCCGCACGAGCUGAGUAGAAAUACGCCAUUCCAACCAAUUCCUCGAAUAGCUUAUCAUAACAAGUUUAAUGUCGUGUCGGAGAAGAUGGGAAGACCCCAAGCGCACACACGCUACCACUUGAAUAAUCCGAAUAAGCAUUUAAGGUUCAAACCAAAUGUACAGUAUAACAUAAGUAAUUAAGUUUAUACAUAAGAUAUUUAUGUUGAAUUAUUUAAUUUAUUAUUAAGUAUGUUUACGUUAUUAGUGACUUAGUUAUUUAAAUUUAAGGAAAAUAUUUUUUUAUUAUAAUAAAGUUAACUACAACCUUAAAUAUUAUAUUGAACCAAA
Molecule: messenger RNA, 1204 nt
Organism: Cydia pomonella (codling moth)
Lineage: Eukaryota; Metazoa; Arthropoda; Insecta; Lepidoptera; Tortricidae
Exons: 3
Coding region: 614-1057 (147 amino acids)
Source: RefSeq, a predicted model, not a curated record